UGGCAAUGGCAGCCUUCGCUUUCAGUCAUCUACUCAACAACUCCUGACUCAUCCCAUCGAUCGACCGCCUUGAAAACAAACACCUGUUCUUUGUUCCUCUACCUACGCGCUCUCCAUCCAUGCUCAGAUACGGUAUCCACCACCAGAAGCCACUUGGACACCUGGACCUGACGAUACUUUUCGGCGCAAUCAGCCCUACCUAGGGGAGUAAACUCUGCGCUAGGCUACCUACAGAUUUAUCUGCAGUUUAUCUGCACACAGUUUUAUCUGUAGUUUUAUCUCCCAGCUUUGUAACCUUGGAAUACCUACACAGAGCAAACAAAUCACCAAUCCUCUCUCUGCGACAACAAACAUUGAAGCAAACGCAGCUUCGCUCUCGCCCACAUCACCAUCACCGACAGUAAUUGAAUUACUGGAUUAUGGCCGCCAACGGUGACGUCCCCUCCGUGCCCCGCUCCGAAUCCCCCACUGGAUCGCCUCGAUCCGCGUCCAUCUCUUUGCAUGCCGCUGCCGCUAUGAAUGCCGGCCUCCAACGAGAACCCUCACGCAGUAAGUCGGAAUCAGCCGAUCUGCUCCCGGCUAAAACGCCUGUCCAUCGACUGCGCCUUUUCCCUCUUGCUUCCACCACCUGCCCUCACCACUCUAACUCGCCUUCAGGAUCGUCCAACAGCUCUCUAGCUCGCAGCCUCGCAUCCCCGCCCAGCCGGCGACGAUCGACCAUCCUGAUGAACCUCCAGCUAAACGACCCUACGGUGCCGGCGCCGGGCGAGAUGUUCCAAGAUCACAUGAGGGCGAGCCCGCAGCCAUUUGGCGGUGGUGUCCCCUCCGAGUCGAGCCGCCAUAUCAGGACGCCGAGUCUGGGUGAGCUCCAUCAGGAGCUCGAGGCAGAGCAGGAGGGCCAUGUCAAUCGCCUUUUGAACAUGAUUCGACAACAGCAGCUAGAGCUUCAGCGUCUUCAAGCAAGCCACCCGCAUGCGAAUGGUGGAGAGGAGAGUGCGACUGCGAGUGUUGCUGGCUCUGAGAGGCCGCAUCGGUCUCUCCCCGUCCCCAUCUCGACUCAAUCUCCAACUGGAAACCAUGUUCCCUCUGUUUCUGGCUCCUCAUUUUCUCGGUCGCCCAUCUUUCCUCACCAUCGGAACUCUAUGGAGAUGGCUCGCGCCGACAUGCAGCGCCGGUCCAGGACGCCGAGCCGAAACGCUUCACCUCGACUGCGGGCGACCUCCAUCAGUGCUGAGAGCGGGGACUGGUCUCUGUUCCGCGACGAAAGCGCCUUUUAUCAGGCCGAAACACAAAUGUUGACACGGGAGAACCAGAUGCUCCGGCAUCGGAUUCGUGAACUAGAAAAGCAAGUCUCUGACUUGUCGUCUACCUCUCCCGGGCCAAACGAACCGUCGGUGCCUUCAAAUCUUGCUCGACCGUCAAUCUCAGCCGACGAUAGCGAGGCUGUGUCCAGGGCGGCGUAGAUACACCUUGUAUGUUGAUUCACUGCUGUGCGGCGAUCAGCAGUUACGAUUGCCGUGUGGAAGUAGUCUUAUUGCUUUGAAAAAUGGCGGCCAAAUUACAUUGGACCGCAUACUUUGAUUGUUAUGCGAGUUUUGCAACAUGGCAGCAGGUUGCCUUUGGCUGGCGUCUGGGUGAUGAGUAAAAAUCAGUCCGGUUAUAAUAUCAAUGGUCUUUUUCCCUUUUACCAGAUGGGAUUUUCUUUCCGUAGUGAUAUCUAGAUGCCUGUGAAAUGGGCGUUGCUGGACCGCAAUCCGGUCCAUGGAGUCACAAUCGAUGUGCCCAGAGAAGGCUAUAUCACCCGAGAAAUGAAGAGAAUCUCCCAAGAUCCGCCAAUAAAUACAUAUUGCAAACUC
This is a messenger RNA of Trichoderma virens Gv29-8, 1856 nucleotides long. RefSeq lists its product as uncharacterized. Bases 420 to 1463 code for a protein of 347 amino acids. The transcript has 3 exons. The record is from RefSeq and is a predicted model, not a curated record. Lineage: Eukaryota; Fungi; Ascomycota; Sordariomycetes; Hypocreales; Hypocreaceae.